AUGGUUAAUGAGAAAUUUGAUGGAAUUUUUUUAUCUCUUGCCCAACAAAUGGAAAAUGGUGUUCCAGAGUUAUUUGAUGUUUUGUUUAAUUUUUUAUCCCGUAAAACAGAUUUUUUUACCGGAUCAUCUGUUGAAAAUGCACGAAAUAUUGUGUUGAAAGCUUUUGAAAAACAUGCAGCUGAAGCUAGAAAGAAUGCUGAAAAAAUUCAAAAAGAAAAAGCUGAGAAGGAAAAAAAGUUAGCUGAAAAGAGGGCAGCAAAAAAAGCUAAGGAAGAUGAGGAAUUUUCAAAGGUACAAGAAAUCACAGAAGAAGAGGCUGAACGAUUUGAGGAAGAACAAAGAAAGUUAAAAGAAAAACAAUCUCAGCCUGUUCAAGAAAAUGAGAAUAAUGAUGAUGGAGAGGAAACUGAAGAGGACAAAAAUAAAUUGACACCAAAUUCAGGUAAUGGGUGUGAUCUUGAUAAAUAUCAAUGGACGCAAACUUUGAGUGAAAUUGAAAUUAAAGUUCCUUUUAAAGUAUCAUUUCCACUUAAAUCAAGAGAUAUUAUUGUUGAAUUUGGAAAAAAGAGCUUAAAAGUGGGUUUAAAAGGCCAUGAAUUAGUAAUUAAUGGAGAUCUCAAAGCUGAAGUGAAGUUGGAUGAUUGCACAUGGCUUCUUGAAGACAAAAAAACAGUCAUAAUUACAUUGGCAAAGAUACAUAAUAUGGAGUGGUGGUCUCAAUUAUUAGUAACUGAUCCUGAAAUAAACACUAAAAAGAUUGUACCUGAAAAUUCGAAACUUUCAGACUUAGAUGGUGAAACUAGAGCUAUGGUUGAGAAGAUGAUGUAUGAUCAAAGGCAAAAAGAGAUGGGUUUACCAACAUCAGAUGAAAAGAAAAAGCAAGAUAUUUUGAAAAAUUUUAUGAAACAACAUCCAGAAAUGGACUUUUCUAAUGCUAAAUUUUCUUAA
Strongyloides ratti is the source of this 948-nucleotide messenger RNA. Its product is annotated as Nuclear migration protein nudC. Gene Ontology annotation, biological process: protein folding. Bases 1 to 948 code for a protein of 315 amino acids. NCBI's taxonomy places the organism in Eukaryota, Metazoa, Nematoda, Chromadorea, Rhabditida, Strongyloididae. Gene Ontology annotation, cellular component: cytoplasm. The transcript is spliced from 2 exons. The record is from RefSeq and is a predicted model, not a curated record.